AUGAGUUCCAUGGAGGGAAGCACUGGGAAGUUUCCAGAACCUGCAGGAGGGGGCACCGGAGCCAGCAGUGUGAAGACGUCGUGGCCAGAGGUCGUCGGGAUGUCUGUUGAGAAGGCCAAGGAGAUCAUACUCAGGGACAAGCCUGAUGCUGAGAUAGAGGUCCUGCCAGUCGAUGCGUGGGUGACCCAGGACUUAAGGCCCGACCGUGUCCAAAUCUUCGUCGCUGUUGCCGACACCCCUACGGUUGGUUAG
Molecule: messenger RNA, 252 nt
Organism: Triticum turgidum subsp. durum (durum wheat)
Lineage: Eukaryota; Viridiplantae; Streptophyta; Magnoliopsida; Poales; Poaceae
Source: the annotation of a GenBank genome assembly